AUGGUGAACUUUUAUCGCCGGUUUCUCCCGAAAUGUGCCGAUACCAUCCUCACUCUGACCAGUCUCCUCUCAGGUUUCAAGCUCACCUUUGAACUUACACCAGCAGCACUCACGUCAUUUGAGCAGGUAAAAGCCCUUCUAGCUGAUGCCACCCUCCUGACUCACUUUCAUGCUGAUGCACCCAUAUCUCUGAUGGUCGAUACCUCCAAUGUUGCUGUUGGCGCGGUUCUUCAACAAAGUCUGCCGGAUUCUACCGUGCCUUUGGCUUUCUUCUCCAAUAAACUAUCCAAAGCCGAAACCCGCUACAGCACAUUUGGACGUGAACUUCUCGCCGCUUAUCUUGCCGUAAGGCACUUCCGGCAUUUACUCGAAGGUCGAGAGUUCACAAUUUUCACUGAUCAUAAGCCACUCACGUUUGCAAUGCAUUCCCACUCUGACAAGCUAAGCCCCCGGGAGAUCCGUCACCUGGACUACAUUUCGCAGUUCAGACAUCCGCCAUAUUGACGGGUCACGGAAUGAGGUGGCUGACGCACUCUCCAGGCCCUCUAUUGCUCAUCUUCAGCUUUCAGCCGAGAUAGACCUCGCUGAGAUGGCCGCUGAACAACGCCGUGUCGGUCCACCCUGUGACGAGGAUGUUUCCGGACUCCAUCUUCAGGAGCUACCACUGACAACUGGCAACGGCACUAUUCUAUGCGACGUAUCCACCCCAUUCCAUCGUCCAUUUGUGCCACCAUCCCUCCGCCGUAAAGUUUUCUCCUCCCUGCACAAUCUCUCUCACCCUGGGAGUCGAGCAACCGACAAGCUGGUUUCCGACCGCUUCGUCUGGCCUGGGAUGCACAAAGACCUGAAAGCAUGGACACGGGCUUGUAUCGCCUGUCAACGGAGUAAGAUCCAGCGGCACAACAAGGCCCCCAUUGGCAUCUUCCCUGACCCUGGUUCAAGGUUCAGCCACUUUCACCUGGAUAUUGUAGGUCCCCUGCCUCUGUCCAGUGGUUGUUCCUAUCUCCUCACCUGUGUGGAUCGGUUCACUCGGUGGCCUGAAGCUAUUCCUCUGCCUGACAUUGCUGCUCCAACGGCGGUCAAGGCUUUUCUCAGUCGUUGGGUUACUAUCUUUGGUGCACCCUCCACAAUCACGACUGACCGUGGUGCCCAGUUUGAGUCUAAUCUCUUCCAGUCUUUACUCUUCUUUUUAGGCUGUACUCGCAUCCGGACGACAGCCUAUCACCCGGCUGCUAACGGGAUGGUCGAGCGGUUUCACCGCCAGCUGAAGGCCUCUCUACGCGCCGCGACCGAUCCGGAGAACUGGACGGACCACCUUCCCCUGGUCCUCUUGGGCAUCCGCUCCGCUCUGAAGCCGGACAUUGAUUGUUCCACAGCUGAACUGGUGUUCGGCUCCACCGUCCGACUCCCCGGUGAGAUGAUCUCGCCAACCCCGCAAGGUGCAGUUGCGGAUCCUACCAACCUCCUGCAUCGCCUCCGGCAGUUUAUGCGGACACUUUCUCCGGUUCCUCCCAGGUCCUCCGCCUCUCCGUCUUAUCUCGAGAAGGAUUUGGCAACGUGCUCUCACGUCUACCUUCGAUGUGAUCGAGUCCGCCGGCCUCUGGAACCGCCCUAUGACGGCCCAUUUCGGGUGCUCUCUCGUGGGACGAAGACUUUCCGCAUUCAGCGCGACAAUCGUGAAGAUGUCGUGAGUGUGGACCGCCUCAAGGCUGCCGUCCCUGACACUCCUCCGGAUGAGCCCUGUGUUCCUCAACCUUCUGCUUCCCCCCAUGCAGCCUCUAUUCCAACGUCCUGUAUACUUCCUCUGUCCCCAUGUCCGCAACCCACAACUGCAACUGCUCCUUCAUCAACCAACAAUACUGUAACCGCGAGCCAUACUCACUCUACUGCUGUGCCCCCUGUAUAUAUCACCCGUAGUGGACCCCAUGUUCACUUUCCUGACCGUUUGGUUACUCAUGUUUUUUAG
This is a messenger RNA of Spirometra erinaceieuropaei, 1966 nucleotides long. Lineage: Eukaryota; Metazoa; Platyhelminthes; Cestoda; Diphyllobothriidea; Diphyllobothriidae. The record is from the annotation of a GenBank genome assembly.